GCAGCAUUGUUUAAAUAAUGUUUUUGGCAAUAUGAGGGAAUAUGAGCUAGAUUUUGUGUCUUAACUUCAUAAGAAAAAAUAAGGCCUCUGGACCAGUGAUGAUUCUUGUAGUUCCUUGACAUGUCUCUGGCAGCAUUACUGCUUCUCAUCAUGAACAUUGUGUUUUGUAUGGCAACAUGCAACAAUGCAGAAUAUGAAAUUAAUGGAAAGUGUUGCCCCGUGUGCGAUCCAGGAAAGCGAGUUAAGAACCACUGUGAUGAGAAUACAAAAACAAUUUGUGGUUCAUGUCCUGCGAUGACCUUCACUAAUAUUCCUAACGGAUACAUAGAAUGUCUGCAAUGUUUUGUCUGUGACCCAAGUAAUGGGCUGAGAGUAAAGCAGGCAUGUACAUCAAUAUCAAAUACAGUGUGUGAACCUCUGCCAGGGUAUUACUGUAUAGAUUUGCUCUCAAACUGUAAGAAGGCCAUGAAACAUUCAUCCUGCUCACCUGGACAAUACAUCAACCAAACUGGAACAGAAUUCAGCGAUACAGUGUGUAAUGGUUGUCCUGUUGGUUCAUAUUCAGAAGGUACAUUCUGCAAAUUUCAUUCAAACUGUGAAUCUCUUGGCAAAAUAACAGUCAAGGAAGGAACAGACAAGACUGAUGCUGAGUGCAAUAACGGAGCACCUUCAUAUUUAUUACCACUGAUUCUCUCUGUGAGUGCAGUGUGUGUGCUGGUGUUUGUCAUUUUCAUUAUUCUAAAAACAAACAACCAAAGUAGUAGAUUAAUUCAAGUUACAACCCAAGGUUUGAACCUGUAUACUUAAACGGUUUUUCCCAGUGUAAAAAGGCAUCCAUCUGACAUAUUUAUGA
Onychostoma macrolepis is the source of this 853-nucleotide messenger RNA. RefSeq names its product tumor necrosis factor receptor superfamily member 14-like. Gene Ontology annotation, molecular function: transmembrane signaling receptor activity; protein binding. The coding region runs from base 121 to 807 and encodes 228 amino acids. The record is from RefSeq and is a predicted model, not a curated record. The transcript has 6 exons. Gene Ontology annotation, cellular component: membrane; external side of plasma membrane. Gene Ontology annotation, biological process: positive regulation of peptidyl-tyrosine phosphorylation; apoptotic process; immune response. NCBI's taxonomy places the organism in Eukaryota, Metazoa, Chordata, Actinopteri, Cypriniformes, Cyprinidae.